AUGGUCAACCUCAUCGCAAAGACUGCGCUUCUAGCCGCAACAGCUGUCUUUGCAGCUCCUGCCUCGCGCCUCGAAGCUCGACAGCAGCACAACAUCACUGAAGAGGUCGAGCCAUGGAAUGCUGGCGCCGUCACCGAGUAUAUCAUCCAUGAGUCUUGCAACUCCACACAAGCGACUCAGAUUGCAGAUGGGCUUCGCGAAGCCGUUGAGCUUGCUGAGCAUGCAAAGGACCACAUCCUCCGAUGGGGCAAUAACUCGGAAUUGUACCGCAAGUAUUUCGGCAAUGACCCUCCAGUCGCUGCAAUUGGUUCGUACGACAUUGUCGUCAACGGCGACAAGAACGGAGUGAUUUUCCGCUGCGACAACCCGGACGGUAACUGUGCCCAGGAAGGAUGGGCUGGCCACUGGAGAGGCGAGAACGCGACGCAGGAAACCGUCAUCUGCGAUCUGUCGUACGAAAGACGGCGCUGGCUCAGCUCCAUGUGCGGUCUUGGGUACGAUGUCGCCAAUGGUGCCACCAACACAUUCUGGGCGUCGGAUCUGCUGCACAGACUCUAUCACAUCCCUUCGAUCGGCAAUGGAUACAUCGAGCACUACCUCGAGACCUACCAAGAGAUCUUGGACGAUGCUGGUCAGCCUGGCUCCAAUGCUACUCACGACAGCGAUGUGCUGCAGUACUUUGCUCUUGACGUCUAUGCAUACGACAUCGCUGUGCCGGGUGAGGGUUGCUCGGGUGAAUAUGUUGAGACCAGCCAUGACCAUGGGUCGGCUACCAGUACCACUUCAGCUACGCCAACAAGCGCCGAAGCCGCUACUGGGACGGCCGAUGUGCCAGAGAAUUGUCACACUCAUGAAGGUGGUGAGCUGCACUGCGAGUAG
This is a messenger RNA of Cyphellophora europaea CBS 101466, 879 nucleotides long. RefSeq lists its product as uncharacterized. The record is from RefSeq and is a predicted model, not a curated record. Lineage: Eukaryota; Fungi; Ascomycota; Eurotiomycetes; Chaetothyriales; Cyphellophoraceae. Gene Ontology annotation, cellular component: fungal-type cell wall; extracellular region; cell surface. Bases 1 to 879 code for a protein of 292 amino acids. Gene Ontology annotation, molecular function: zinc ion binding; metallopeptidase activity; integrin binding. The transcript is spliced from 3 exons.